UGGUGGACGAGCAGAACACUCACACGGAGGAGCAGGAGCUGCAGUCUCCCACAGACUUCAGGAAGGACAGUGAGGAGGAAAGCAGAGACAACGAGAAGGACGAGAACACUAAAGAACUGGAAGCCUUGCCCUUGACUAAGUCGCCAUGUUCGCCGCCAGAGAGGCGUGUGAGUCGCAGCACGCAGUCCUGCGGCUCCUUUUCCAUCACGCCCUUCACCACAAGCAAGGAGAAUCUGCCUGUUCUCAACACGCGCAUCAUCUGUCCCGGUCUGCGGGCAGGUCUUGCUGCCUCUAUAGCUGGAAGCUCCAUAAUCAGCAAGAUGCUGCUUGCCAAUAUUGAUCCCUUUGGUGCAACACCCUUCAUAGAUCCUGACCUGGACUCUCUAGAGGGCUAUUUGGAGAAGUGUGUGAUGAAUAACUACUUUGGGAUUGGGUUGGAUGCAAAGAUCUCACUGGAGUUCAACAACAAGCGAGAGGAGCACCCAGAGAAAUGCAGAAGUCGCACUAAAAACAUGAUGUGGUAUGGAGUUCUGGGGACGAAAGAGCUUCUGCAGCGGACCUACAAGAACUUGGAGCAGAAAGUUCAGCUGGAGUGUGACGGCCAGUACAUCCCACUCCCCAGUCUCCAGGGAAUCGCUGUGCUGAACAUCCCCAGCUAUGCCGGGGGAACCAACUUCUGGGGCGGCACCAAAGAGGAUGACAUAUUUUGUGCCCCUUCAUUUGAUGAUAAAAUUUUGGAAGUGGUCGCUGUGUUUGGUAGUAUGCAGAUGGCUGUCUCAAGGGUGAUCAAACUGCAGCAUCACCGUAUUGCACAGUGUCGCACGGUGAAGAUCACCAUCCUGGGAGAUGAAGGAAUGCCGGUCCAGGUGGAUGGAGAAGCCUGGAUUCAGCCUCCUGGAGUCAUCAAGAUUCAGCACAAGAACCGGGCCCAGAUGCUGACAAGAGACCGCGCAUUUGAAAACACGCUUAAGUCUUGGGAGGAUAAACUGAAAUACGACAAGCCUCCGCUGAGGCCGCCCCUGUAUCCUCAGCACUCUGUGGAUCUGGCCACAGAGGAGGAGGCCACGCUCAUCCAGAUGUGCGCUCGAGCCGCAGAGGAUCUCAUCACCAGGAUCUGCGAGGCUGCCAAAAACUACCAACUCCUCGAGCAGGAGCUGGCCCACGCCGUCAACGCCUCCUCACACGCCAUCAACAAAACACACCCCAAGUUCCCCGAGAGCCUGACAAGAAACACUGCCAUUGAGGUGGGCAGCACCGUGAAGGCCCUGCACAAUGAGACCGAGUUGCUGCUAGUAGGACGAGUUCCAUUGCAAUUGGACCCUCCGCAUGAAGAGCUGCUGUCCAGUGCCCUGCAGAGCGUUGAGGUUGAACUGGGAAAGCUGGCUGAGAUCCCCUGGCUCUACCACAUCUUACAGCCCAAUGACGAGGAGUUUCCUUUUGUGGUUGUUUUGACUUGUUCCUUCUCUUGGCCUGACCCUGUUUGCUUGUGUCCUGCGAGUGUACGGGGGUUGGACACUGAAGGGGGCUUCUCGCUCUGUACUUGUGUAGUUCAGAGGUGGGGCACUGAGGAGGUGGCCGUCUGGCUGGAGCAGCUCAGCUUGGGAGAAUACAAAGAAACCUUCAUCCGCCACGACAUCCGCGGCUCCGAGCUCCUGCACCUGGAGAGGAGAGACCUCAAGGAUCUGGGGAUCUCGAAGGUGGGUCAUAUGAAGAGAAUUCUACAGGGAACUAAGGACUUGGCCAAGAGUUCGAUGGUGGACUUGUGAGAGACGUCAACACACAUUCCGUUCGUGAGCGAAGAGGAGUUGAAGCGGGAGCUCCGGCGUGGGAAACACUUGGGUGUUGUGGAUCUUUGUACGGAUAGCUUGUAGAAAAGCUAGAAAUGUUUGUUUUGGUGCCAAAACGACAAGGAUUUUGUCCGAGACUAGCCCCAUAGAAAAGCCAUUCCUCACUUAUCGCAUCAACGGCACAAUCAGGUAUGCAAUUCUCAUCAUGCACGCGACCUCUGGCCUCUUUAAACAGAUUCCAAAUCAAGUAGCAGAACAGGACUUCCAAACCGAGAGGAGCACACGGCCUCCGAGUAGCUCACUGGCUCUUUGCCUUGCGGUAGAUGGCAACAAUAGCAGGGCGAUGUGAUGUGUCAGCAAUAUUCUGCACUGUUUACAUUUUAAGGAGACGGGAAAAAGUCUGCUGGUGUAUCGCAAUCAAACGGCAAUCAUCGCAGUGCGGCGAUGCAGUCCAGGAAAGGUCAAAAGGGGUUUCCUUCGCCAGUUACAUACUGAUGCAUGGUAUGCUUGCUAUAUUUGGAUAGCUGUUUUACUGCAUGAUCUGCGUCUUGUUUUUUAUUGUACAAACUAACACUUGAACAAGUUUUAUAUGAAUUUAGUAUGAUGCCAUUUGUUACUACUGAAGCAUCCCUUUGGUCAAAGUAGACUGCUGAUUUAUUUCUAUUUAUCUGUCUGCAUGGAAACCUCGUGUCAAAGCAGUGUCAUGUGCCAUAUUUAUUGUCAGAUGAGCUUUAUUGGUAAGAAAUGUUUUAAUCUUACAGUAGGACGUUAGGUAAGUCGGUGAAAUAAGUACCAAAGCGAAUGUCCCCUGGUUUUUAAAGCGAAAAGAACAUUUCAAAAGUUUAAUUCCCCACCCCCCCCCAAAAUUUUUGAAAUAUUCAUCGAAAAUGGUCAAAUCUGAAGUGGUUCGGAAAAACAUGAACACGGCGACUCUUUGUAGCUUAAAGCAUAUUAUUAUACAUUAGUUGAAAUAGGAUUUUUGAAUAAGAAAUUGCAGUUGACCUGCAACUUUACAUAGUUGAUAUUUACUGAGUUCAGGAACCCAGUGCAAGUAUGAUAGGAUCAUCUACAUUUGGUUGGUGGCAUUACAGGGUAUAAGAGAUUGUUUGUUUGUUAAUAUAUGCACUGUAUAUAAGUCUAAACUGUUAACUCCAGUUAUGAGUAAAGCCUUUGUAUAAUAGAACGCUUACAUGAUAUUAUCAGAUGACACAUUUAUUUGUGUAUAGAGCACCAUAACACAUUUGUGAAUUAUUCUGUUAAGUAAUCACCUUUACACGUUAAGUGCUGUUGUACUCUAUGGAAGGUGCAAUAUUGUAUUUCUUUUGAUACAUUUCUUCUCUACGAAGCUUUAUUAUGUGAGCUUUUUCCAUGGAAAACUAAAAAGAUAAACUUCACACACUCCUCUUUUUUUCGGUUUUGGAUUAAGGUGGACUUUGGGUCAGACAAAUCAUGCCAUGUUCUCUCCAAAAUUCAUAAAUCUUCCAUGAGCAAAUUGUUGAUCCUGUCUAACCGUGCUUCCAGGAUAAUUUGCUAGACGGCUGGAUGUUUCCUCAUACCGACUAUAAAACUGUUGUGCCUCUAUUUUUUCCGCAAAAUGGAAAAUUUCGAGCUCGGAGCUACACGUAGUUCUACAUAAGCCAAACCGACCAACAGCGCAAACGGGACUCAUAACAGUGGAUUUUAGGUUUAUGUUAUAUUAUAAUGUUCCUCUAGAGGGUGUUCGAUAACAUCAAAGUAGUACUUGAUAUAUAUACAGAGCGAAAGUGAGUAGUGUCGGAAAAGAUGUGGUGUUCCCAACCAAGAAAUCCAAUUCUACCCACAAUUUACCUGAAGUGAGAAUUCAAACAAAUAUGGAGGAUGAGAACAGACCUGGAGGAUGGCGUUUGGUCUGUUGGGUGGAACCGAACGGGAUGUUUUUAAAAAGAAAAAUACACAUUUGAAGAGUUCGUUGAGAGUUUAGGCAUUAUUAUGAAACGAUGGGAUUAAAAAUGAGACUAAAUUCACGACAGCGUUCAUUAAUCAAUAAUAGAUUAUAUUAGUGGUUCUCAACUGGUUUUGCUCCAGGAUCUGGAUUUUGCGAUCAACAUCUCAUGGCGCCAAACAAGAAAAUGUCCUUAAAAGUCAUUAAUAUUAUCAUGAACUGACAAUUUUGUGAAUGCGCAAACAGUAAAAGUGUGAUUUACACUUUUUAUAGCUUGUGUGUUUGUUUUCUAAAUGUCAGUGAUGGUUUUAUGCUCUCAGCAGCCAAUAAUUCACCACACAAAACACAUUGUGGUCUGCACAAACCAUGUUUAUUCUUGUUGUAAGUGAACCCGUAUUUAAUGUAGUUUGGCCUUGUCCGUAUUGGCAUCUGUGCAAUACAUCUAGCUUCCACCAAAUGAAAGACGAACUUAAUACCGUCCAGUUUGAUUGGGCGCAUAAUGCUGGACGUACAAAAUGAAAAAUGAGGAAAACAGUUUCUCCUGUCUUUUAAAAGUUGAUAAGCCUAUUUAUAACUAGACACAACUAUACAGUUAAUUGCAUUCUAGCUGCUGAGAACCACUGGCGUCCAUGAUAAAGGCACAACAUUGCAGCCUGCAUUUUUCAGAAAUCCAUGUCAUUUGUCCGUUGCGGUUUAAUUGGCAACUUAAUGUCUCUCACUUCUCGUCUUUUCUCAGUAGUGAGCACCUACUGAGGUUUCAGCAUCUGCCUGUAGGCAUUUCAGGUUGGCUGUUUAAUGGCAGGCCCAUGUGAAAUCUGCGCCAGCAGAACUCCGCAAAACCUCAAGUUUUACACAUUCCCUUUCACUUGCGUAUUCGUUUAGGAAAUAUUUGGGCCUUUCAACUACCACUCAGUCUCUGUAUAACACAUUAUUCCUUUUUAUAAUCCAUUCACAGACAUUUUCUCCAAAAUCGGUGCAGAAAUUGUCACCUGAGCUUAAUAAUAGGUAAGAGAAAAAAACUAAUCUGAUAAACAUUUGAUCCGACAAUCAAAUGGUGCAUUUAUAGCAACUGUUUGCGGUUAUAUAAUAUCGAAACCUAUGUGCACAUACCUCCACGCAUUCUGAAAAACGACUGAAUGUAGGCCUACUGAUAUGCUUUUCAGAUAUGCAUUUCUGAGUGUCCGCAUUGCAAAAGGUAAUUUCCCCAACUAGCUAAACUCAUGACCAAAGACACAAGAAUGCUACGAAGCUCCCCGAAGCCUGGUUUAAUUGGCCAUACAUGAUCUCUGUUUGACAGCUGUAGCAGAUCGACCUUGUAUAUGGUGCCUCUGUAUAGUUCAUUUGUUCACAACAGACUCAAAUCACACAAGUGCAGUCUUCCUCUCAUGCCACACUGAAUACAUGUGCACAUGAUCACAUGAACCUCAGUUCAGUUCUCAAGCCACCACUGAGUGUUUUUCAUUGGAUUGUGAGUGACAGUGGGAUUCGGCUUAUCGAUGAUGGCGAACGUAAAGCUGUAAACUGCCUGGUUUUUCAAAAACAAAUUCAUUUGGGGAAUUUGUAGAGCAAGGCAACAUAUCUUUGACAUGAUUUAUAUCCAGUUAAGAGAAGUGCGAUGUGAGUUUCAUUUGUUUACAUUGUGUUUACAAUGGCACAGUUUCAUUUUUAAGACUACAUGUAUAGGUAUAUUUACAAUACUUGCAUAUUUAUUAAGGUUAAACAACUGACGUGUAUGUGUUUUCACUAUUGGGAUAUAAUGUUACGGUAGUCACUUGUAUUGAUAUCUGGAUGAUUUUGGUAAGUAGUAGCCUAGGUAAUUUUUAUGACUACUAAGUGACUGUUUUCUGUGCCUUUUUAUCAUAGAUGCAUGGUUAACUAUUUAUUACAAUAUGGAGGUCACUGAGAUGUGUAUUUUUGUAUCCUGAUUAAAUAAGUGUUUCGAUUUUGAUGUACAUUUUGAGGUGGUAAAACGCUGCCAGUUGAUAUCUUCCUCCUUCAAUAAAAUUGAAUGCAUA
Sinocyclocheilus anshuiensis is the source of this 5723-nucleotide messenger RNA. Its product is annotated as diacylglycerol kinase, eta. The transcript is spliced from 13 exons. Gene Ontology annotation, molecular function: ATP-dependent diacylglycerol kinase activity; protein binding. The annotation marks the transcript as partial. Gene Ontology annotation, biological process: phospholipase C-activating G protein-coupled receptor signaling pathway. NCBI's taxonomy places the organism in Eukaryota, Metazoa, Chordata, Actinopteri, Cypriniformes, Cyprinidae. Gene Ontology annotation, cellular component: plasma membrane. The record is from RefSeq and is a predicted model, not a curated record.